CGCCGGCUUUGGCAUUAUUUUCAUUUGCAAAUUUGAUAAAAAAUUGAUUUAACUUAUUUCAUCAUUUUACAAAAAAUUCCAAACAAAAAACAACUGCACUCAAAAUUCAGUUGCAUUUCAUCAUUCAUUCAUUAAAUAACUAAAUUCAACAGAGUUUUUGUUUGAUUCAAGUGUAUUUAAAGAACAAAAUACCAAAAUGGUCGUACGUCCAUACAACGAUGAAUUAAAAUAUUUGGAAAAAGUUUCCGACUAUUGUUGGAAAAUCAAAAAAGGCUUCCAACCCAACAUGAAAGUCGACGGUUGUUUCUAUGUCAAUUCUCGAUUGGAAAAACUAAUGUUGGAUGAAUUGAGGAAUUCCUGUCGUCCCGGCGCUGUGGGUGGCUUUUUGCCAGGUGUCAAGCAAAUUGCCAAUGUUGCUGCUUUGCCUGGGAUCGUUGGCAGAUCGAUUGGUCUGCCUGAUAUCCAUUCCGGGUAUGGCUUUGCCAUUGGCAAUAUGGCAGCAUUCGAUAUUGAUGAUCCAUUGAGUAUUGUCUCGCCGGGCGGAGUUGGUUUUGAUAUAAAUUGUGGGGUGCGUUUGUUGCGAACCAAUUUGUAUGAAAAAGAUGUGCAACCGCUUAAGGAACAGUUGGCACAGUCUUUAUUUGAUCAUAUUCCGGUGGGUGUGGGUUCAAAGGGUAUUAUUCCAAUGAAUGCCAAAGAUUUGGAAGAGGCUUUGGAAAUGGGAAUGGAUUGGUCAUUGAGGGAGGGUUAUGUUUGGGCAGAGGAUAAGGAACAUUGCGAGGAGUAUGGUCGCAUGUUGAACGCUGAUCCUUCGAAGGUCAGUAUGAGGGCGAAGAAACGUGGUCUGCCUCAGUUGGGAACACUUGGAGCUGGAAAUCAUUAUGCGGAGAUUCAAGUUGUUGAGGAGAUCUAUGACAAAUGGAGUGCUAGCAAAAUGGGAAUUGAAGAAAAGGGACAAGUCUGUGUAAUGAUUCAUUCGGGAAGUCGUGGUUUCGGUCAUCAAGUUGCCACUGAUGCUCUUGUUCAAAUGGAAAAAGCUAUGAAGAGAGAUAAAAUUGAAACUAAUGACAGACAAUUGGCCUGUGCCAGGAUAAACAGUGUCGAAGGCCAAGACUAUCUUAAGGCCAUGGCUGCCGCAGCCAACUUUGCCUGGGUCAAUCGCAGUUCCAUGACUUUCCUAACACGACAGGCUUUUGCUAAGAUGUUCAAGACUACACCUGAUGAUCUAGAUAUGCAUAUAAUCUAUGAUGUUUCGCAUAAUAUUGCAAAGAUUGAGAAUCACAUGGUCGAUGGAAAGGAGAAGAAAUUGUUGGUCCACAGGAAGGGUUCUACACGUGCAUUCCCACCACAUCAUCCUCUAAUCCCAGUUGACUAUCAAUUAACUGGUCAACCAGUUCUUGUUGGUGGAACAAUGGGUACCUGUAGUUAUGUCCUUACCGGAACCGAAAAAGGAAUGUUGGAAACUUUUGGAUCAACUUGUCAUGGAGCAGGUCGUGCUCUAUCUCGUGCCAAAUCACGUCGUAAUCUCGAUUAUAAACAAGUUCUAGAAAAAUUAGAAACAAUGGGUAUUGCAAUUCGUGUGGCAUCACCCAAGUUAGUCAUGGAAGAGGCACCAGAAUCAUACAAAGAUGUCACUGAUGUGGUGGAUACAUGUCAUAUGGCAGGAAUAAGUAAAAAAUGUAUAAAACUUCGACCAAUUGCUGUAAUAAAGGGAUAAAAGUUGCUGAUAAUUGAUUUUUUUUUAUAUUUAAUUUAAGAAAUAAACGAAUCUAACGAUAAAA
Messenger RNA from Episyrphus balteatus (marmalade hoverfly), 1781 nucleotides. It is a transcript of the gene RtcB, whose product is annotated as RNA-splicing ligase RtcB homolog. Gene Ontology annotation, biological process: tRNA splicing, via endonucleolytic cleavage and ligation. The record is from RefSeq and is a predicted model, not a curated record. Bases 197 to 1717 code for a protein of 506 amino acids. The transcript is spliced from 4 exons. Gene Ontology annotation, cellular component: tRNA-splicing ligase complex; nucleus. Gene Ontology annotation, molecular function: RNA ligase (ATP) activity. NCBI's taxonomy places the organism in Eukaryota, Metazoa, Arthropoda, Insecta, Diptera, Syrphidae.